AUAGUCUCCCGCCAUAAGAAUCCACCGCAUAAAAGCAACCAAAAUUCUAUUCACACAACAGGCUUCGAAGUUUGAACAAUGGGCAAAGAAGAAAGGAAGUACUGGCUUCUGAAGACGGAGCCGGGAGAGUGGUCGUGGGAUGACCAAGCAGCCAACGGGGGCGUGACCGAGUGGGACGGUGUCAAGAACAAACAAGCCCAGAAAUACCUCAAGUCCAUGAAGCUCACCGACCUGUGCUUCUUCUACCACUCCGGCGCCAAGUCACGCCGCGUCAUCGGAGUGGUGACCGUUGUGAAGGAGUGGUAUGGCGAUGGUGACGGUAAUGGUGGUGCUGUGGAUGUGAAAGCAGUGGGGGAGAUGAGGAGGCAGGUGGACUUGAAGGAGAUGAAGGGGGAUAGUGGGUUAAAGGGUUUUGCUCUGUUUAGGCAGCCGAGGCUAUCGGUUGUGCCAGUUUCGGAGGACGUGUGGGAAAGGGUUUGUGAUUUGGGAGGUGGGUAUGAAGGGGAUGGUAAAGAUGAUAGUAUUCAAGACCAUGAUGAGGGAGGGGGAGAUUAGGCCCAGAAAUAGUUGCUUGAAGGGUGUUUGUAAAUUUUCCCCAGUAUGCUAAGUUCCUUCUUUUUUGUAACAAAAGUAGUUAUUAGUAUAUAUCUAACUUGUUUUGCUUGAUACUCUUUUCAGUUUGUGGUUUGUAAGUGGAAAGAGAAAAUGAUAUUGGGGGAUAUAGCAAGUAAGUUUUGAAAGUCCAGAAAGUA
Molecule: messenger RNA, 752 nt
Organism: Juglans microcarpa x Juglans regia
Lineage: Eukaryota; Viridiplantae; Streptophyta; Magnoliopsida; Fagales; Juglandaceae
Product: thymocyte nuclear protein 1
Exons: 1
Coding region: 79-555 (158 amino acids)
Cellular component (GO): nucleus
Source: RefSeq, a predicted model, not a curated record